Messenger RNA from Meloidogyne enterolobii, 357 nucleotides. Lineage: Eukaryota; Metazoa; Nematoda; Chromadorea; Rhabditida; Meloidogynidae. The record is from the annotation of a GenBank genome assembly.
UUCAUAUCUUCAUUUAGUAAUUAUCACUUUUCUAUAUUUCAAUUAAUUUUUAUUUUUCAGUUCAAAAUGCCCAAUACAAAAAUUGUUCUUCUUCUAAUAACGCUCUUCUUUGUAAUUACUUCUUUCAUUUCUCAAUCAGCAACCACAGAAAACGAUGCACUUUUUGUUAAUGACACGGAUCAAGACCAUUUAGACUUUACGGAUUUUAAAGAAAGGGGAUUGCCUUUAGUUGAGAAAAAGGCUCAAAGGCGCAUUAGACCGACAAAUUGGUUUAGGUUUUGCUAUGUGUUUAUUUUGCCAAUUAUUGUGGUAGCUCUUAGUGCUUGUCUAAUGGUGAGUUUUCAAAAAAUAGGCUAA